GGCUCUCAACUCCACUCCACGACUGAAGGAGAAGCUGAGGAAGAAGGGAACAAUCACGCUGUUGUACCGCAGCACCACCACCUCCGACACCCCUCCUCCUCUGCCACAUAGCUGAAGCCAGCGUCGGUGCAGGCGUUCACCGGCUUACUUGGCAACCAACUUCAUGAUUACUUCGACCUCCAGCCGGCGGUGUCCUUAUUCGUGCUAGCAAAGGGAAUGCUAGCGGAAUGCUGCCCAGGUAGGUGCGACUCCUGUUGGUGUAACCCCUGUCGAAGUUGGACCAGUAGUUUGUUUUAAUGUGUACAGAGUUCAACCUGUUUUUUUUUUUUCUGAAGCUGUGCAGCUAAGUUAACCCUCAAAUUCCUUGGAGCUGUCAGACCAGCUCCAGCCAGCUGAGCCCAAACACUCCCAUGACGUUAACGCUAACACAACUUUGCUAACGUUAGCUAAAUAAGUUAGCUACAUUAAUACCAGCAACUUAUUAUUACACAACAGCUCAUCAUGACGCUCUGACGUUAAACAUAGACCGCGGCCGAAAUUGUGGACAACUGCUGUCACGACAUUGUUUUCUGAUGUAAGUUAAUAGCGUCAAGAUAACUUUGAUCCAUUUUAAGAUUACUUCCGAAACAUUUUGAUCAGCUUUGAUAUGGGAGUUGUAGUUUUCUUCAGGUGUUAUGUAUUCUUGCUCGAUCGUGUGACAGCGGUUCCCUGGUUGAAUGUACUUUUAGUGGUCACGUGACAUCAUACAGUUUUGUUUUAAAAACAACAACAACGCAGUUUAAAUGAGUUUCAUUGACUGUCAUACUCACUCAAAAACAUAUAUUUAAUGUGUUGCUAACAGAUAGUUUGACAUAAAGUUAUGUGACUUUUUUCUUACAUUUUUUUUCAGUAGAAACACGUUGAGAAUAAACUAAGAAUGUUUCCGAAACAGGUGUCUAUUAGUGCAGAAAGCCAUUAAGCUAAGGUGUUUAAAAAAAAAACUCGGCCUGUGGAAAUUCAGCGCUACAGAACUACAUUUCCCAUGAACCAAGUGCCCCUCCAGUAGUGCAGUUCUUUUCGCGCAUGCGCACCAGGGGUAAUUGGAUAUCAAGUGGGCCAAAACAGCGUGUGAUAAAAUGGUAGCACAAGUUGAAGUCUUCGCAGAAGGACAAGGUUCGGCAGUUCAUGUCCUUCACACAGGCCGGGGAGAGGACAGCCGUGUACUGCCUGACGCAGAAUGACUGGAAACUAGAGGUCGCCACAGACAACUACUUCCAGAAUCCAGACCUCUACUACAAGGAAUCCAUGAAAACCACAGUGGACCGCAAGAAGCUGGACCAGCUCUACAACAGAUACAAAGACCCCCAGGAUGAGAACAAGAUAGGCAUUGACGGGAUCCAGCAGUUCUGCGAUGACCUGACGCUGGACCCGGCUAGCAUGAGCAUACUUGUGGUGGCGUGGAAGUUCCGAGCGGCCACGCAGUGCGAGUUCAGCAGGAAAGAGUUCAUGGACGGCAUGGCUGAGCUAGGCUGUGACAGUCCUGAGAAACUCAAGGCGAUCCUUCCCAGACUAGAGCAGGACCUGAAAGACACAGGGAAGUUUAAAGACUUCUACCAGUUUACCUUUAAUUUUGCCAAGAACCCCGGCCAGAAAGGUUUAGACCUCGAGAUGGCCGUUGCUUACUGGAAUCUAGUUCUCACAGGUCGCUUCAAGUUUUUGGAUCUCUGGAACCGCUUCCUGCUGGAGCAUCACAAGCGCUCGAUUCCCAAGGACACGUGGAACCUCCUCCUGGACUUCGGCAACAUGAUCACAGACGACAUGUCAAACUAUGAUGAGGAAGGGGCAUGGCCUGUCCUCAUAGAUGACUUUGUGGAGUUUGCUCGGCCGAUUGUGACGAGUAAGCGCAACAUAACAUAGUGUUUGCCCCGGCGUCGUGCAGCGAACGGAGUUUGUGUUUAUCCCGAUUUUCUUCUUUUUUUGAAUGAGGAUUUUUAUACAAAUGAGCCAAAAAAAGAGAGUACUUCUCAAUCAGCCUGUCUGCAGCUUGUCGGUAAGAUUGAUCUUUCAACUGCAUAAGAUGCCUUGACUGGGGUGUGACCUGAGACACCAGCCCAGAGAGGAGAGCAGGAGGGGAAUCAACAGGAGGGAGAUCGUCAUUUUUUCUGUUUGUUUGGCAAAGGACAGACUUUUGAAACUGCAAUAUGGAAAUGAUAGGUCGCCCAUCGCCCAUGGCUGUGGCUUCAAAACUGCUGCUGCUGCGGACUUGGCUCACUAACCUGCGCCCUCGGCACAUGUGAGGAGGGACGGUAACGGUGAACUCUCGACACACGCGGAGGAUUAAGUUAUAGAUGCAGUAGGAUGUGGCCUCUUACAUCGUCCUUUGUGAAUGGAACAGUGUGUUUUUAAAAUCUGCAUGUUUCCGUCAGCUAGCGUGAAGCAGUGCCGUGGACGUCGAGGGGAGGGGUGCUCUACGUUAUUUUCACUGAGAUCAUGAAUGUGUUGCUCUCUAACAAUCACACCGAGAGCAGAGAAGACGUGUGUGUGUGUGUGUGUGUGCGCGCGCGUGUGCGCGUGUGUGUGUGUGUGUGUGUGUGCGCGCGUGUGUGUUUUAGGGUUGGGGUUAAACAUAUUGCCUCUUUUACAAUACAAUGCUAAAUAUUUUCAUUUGGUUUGAUUAUAACUAGAGCGUAAUAAAUUAUGAUUCACCUUAACUGAGCCACGGUGGGAACAAGUUCAGCUCCACAUCUUGUACUCUCACUGAGGCCUGGACAGAGCGGCAUGCUUUUCUAGCUCAGCACCAGCAGAAUCACUGUUGUUACAGCGGUAACGCGCUGAACCCAUAGGAGUAAGAAUAGAUUCAGCUUUAGAGGAACAAAUGUAUAUCUGAGAAAACAGGUAACGGCAUUUAGAAUCAUGAUUAGUACAUAAAGAAGCUUUUAGGAUCCUCACCUUUUAAAACUCUUCUGCUAUUUGGAUGACUUUAGUUUCACAGUGUGUGAACUGCUGUACACAACUGACCGACUGUUUUCUAUCAUCCAGGUGAUUUGCCGACUCUGCCAACUGCGCUGAUUUACACUUUUUCUGUUGUAGGUUUUCUUUUAUCAGGCGGCACUGAGCUGCAGAGCUGGUCGGAUCACUUGGACGUAAGGUUUCACAUACACACUAGACUGAAAGGAACAUCUGCAUCCCAGCUACGAUUAUUUUUGAAUCAUUAUUUUGAAUUAUUUUGUUUACACUGUUUGAGGUUUAGGUCUGUUGCUUUCCAUGGAUUAGCACCACAGCACUACUAAAGAGGAAAAAGAAAACAUGUCACUUUGAGAACCACACCUGUGCUGCCAUCUAGGGGUGCAGUGCUUCUCCUUCACACAAGAUUUAGUGUUGCUCUUCAAGUGUAGUUCUAAACACUAAAUGCAUCCCGCUUUCUUGGCUAGCGAGUGUGUGACAGAAGGCAGCGCUCAGGUACCAGUCUUCCUCUCCCGGUCACCGUGAGCAACAGGCAGCUCCCUGCACUUGCAUCAGUGUUUGCCAUCUUAACUAUGCCAACUUGUUUUGCCAAUUGUUGUCACCAUGAUAAGACAUUUGCCAUGUGUUGAAAUAAGGAUGGAUUAUUUCCCUGCAUCAAAUAUCUCAUUCAACUACAGGGGAAAUAUUGCCUUUUUGUUUUCCUUAAAUUGACAAAUGUGUGUUUCUAAGUUUUCAUAUUUAUGUAAGCGGAGGUCAGUCAUAAACUGGUGGUGGUGUGCAUGAAGUAGACUUCUCAGAAGUUUAAGGCAAAUCAGGAUGAUUAUGAUUUCAGUCAAAGACACCAGCUUCAUCACGACUGUCAAACAGUCACUAGUAGCAGCCGGUGUCGUAUUCAUCUUUGUAACUAGUGAAGUUAGAUACGUGUUGGUGGAAUGAAAUAUCCAAUGUGACUUUCUGGCUGUCGAAGUUGUGCACAAACUUUUCUCGGUCACGACGGUGCGAAAGCUUUUCCCACUUGAUCGUUGUUGACUUCAUCAUCUGACGUCGUCUGUGGUUCAGGAGCGAGAAUAACGUGACGUCUCUCAGUAUUCAGUUCGCUAAUAUGGUACAUUUGGUACGUUUCUAUUUGUCAAAUGUGUGGUCAACUGUUUCAAGUCAUGCAGAUCAUUCUUAUCAAAACAGUAUUAUUUUUGCCGGCAAGAAAACAGGUAUUUACAGAAUGUUAUGUUUUGUCACAGAAGCAUACCGUACAUGUUGUCAAUAAAGCAUGUUGUUUUUGA
Molecule: messenger RNA, 4223 nt
Organism: Anarrhichthys ocellatus (wolf-eel)
Lineage: Eukaryota; Metazoa; Chordata; Actinopteri; Perciformes; Anarhichadidae
Gene: dcun1d2b
Product: DCN1, defective in cullin neddylation 1, domain containing 2b
Exons: 7
Coding region: 1165-1896 (243 amino acids)
Biological process (GO): protein neddylation
Cellular component (GO): ubiquitin ligase complex
Molecular function (GO): cullin family protein binding; ubiquitin-like protein binding; ubiquitin conjugating enzyme binding
Source: RefSeq, a predicted model, not a curated record